Messenger RNA from Aplosporella prunicola CBS 121167, 2835 nucleotides. RefSeq lists its product as uncharacterized. Gene Ontology annotation, molecular function: GTPase activity; translation elongation factor activity; GTP binding. The record is from RefSeq and is a predicted model, not a curated record. Bases 71 to 2473 code for a protein of 800 amino acids. Lineage: Eukaryota; Fungi; Ascomycota; Dothideomycetes; Botryosphaeriales; Aplosporellaceae. Gene Ontology annotation, biological process: mitochondrial translational elongation. Gene Ontology annotation, cellular component: mitochondrion. The transcript is spliced from 5 exons.
CCAAUUAGUCGCCUUCCAAUAAUUCACUCGUUCUUCUUCCCUUUUGCUCUCGUACUUUCGCGGCGCAAGGAUGAGGGCAACUGGAUUGGUGAGAGCGCAGGCUUCUGCACUGCGCUCGUUGAGCAAUGGGGCCAGAUUGGGAAGCCGCCAGUCAACACUGCUUCAGCGGCGAUGCGCCUCUGGCCUUGUCCUACGGCCAGCUCCCACCAGUGUCCUGCCAAAGCCUGGUUCGCGGCUAUGGCCGGGGCGAAGGUGGCAAUCCAACGUUGCUGCCUCUGUGCUCGAGUCUGCCAUUCACGACCCUUCGCAGCUGACGCAAGAUACUAUCGUCCAAAACCUGUCGGCGGAAGAGGCCAAGCGGUUGUCGAAAGUCAGAAACAUUGGUAUUGCUGCACACAUUGACAGUGGCAAGACCACGGCGACGGAGCGUGUUCUUUUCUAUACCGGCCGCAUUAAGGAUAUCCAUGAGGUUCGUGGCAAGGAUGCCGUGGGCGCGAAGAUGGACUCCAUGGACCUGGAACGUGAGAAGGGUAUUACCAUCCAGUCUGCCGCAACCUUUUGCGACUGGGUGAAGAAAGAAGAUGGCAAGGAGGAGAAAUACCACAUCAAUUUGAUCGAUACGCCGGGCCACAUUGAUUUCACCAUCGAGGUCGAGCGUGCGCUGAGAGUUUUGGACGGAGCCGUCAUGAUUCUGUGCGCCGUCUCUGGCGUGCAGUCUCAAACCAUCACUGUCGACAGGCAGAUGAAGCGUUACAAUGUCCCUCGCAUCUCCUUCAUCAACAAAAUGGACCGCAUGGGCGCCAACCCAUUCAAGGUUAUCGACAUGAUCAACCACAAGCUGAAAAUCCCCGCGGCCGCGAUCCAGGUUCCGAUUGGCUCUGAAGAUUCUCUUAGGGGUGUUGUGGACCUGAUCCGCAUGAAGGCUAUCUACAACGAAGGUUACAAGGGUGAAAAGAUCAGAGAAUCCGAUGAGAUUCCUGCUGAGGUUGUCGAGGUGGUCAAGGAACGCCGUGCGAAGCUUAUUGAGACUUUGGCCGACGUAGACGAGGAAAUGGCCGAUCUCUACCUGGACGGACAGGAGCCGACCAUUGAGCAAAUCAAGGCUGCAAUUCGCAGAGCAACCAUCUCGCUGAAGUUCACUCCGGUCAUGAUGGGAUCCGCACUUGCGGAUACUGCGGUCCAGCCGAUGCUUGACGCCGUCUGUGAUUACUUGCCCAACCCCUCGGAAGUUGAGAACACUGCUCUGGAUCGUAAGCGCAAAGAGGCACCUGUCAAACUUGUCUCAUACAACGAACUGCCAUUCACUGGUCUUGCAUUCAAGUUGGAAGAGAGCAACUUCGGUCAGUUGACUUAUAUCCGUGUCUACCAAGGCAUGCUGAAGAAGGGCAUGAUUGUGUACAACGCCAAGACGGACAAGAAGGUCAAGAUUCCCAAGAUCGUGCGUAUGCACUCCAACGAAAUGGAGGAGGUUCAAGAGAUUGGUGCUGGUGAAAUCUGCGCCGUGUUCGGUGUAGACUGUGCCUCCGGUGAUACUUUCACCGACGGAAAGCUUGAGUACACUAUGUCUUCCAUGUUUGUGCCCGAACCCGUCAUCUCUCUUUCCAUCCAACCCAAGCACACCAAAGACGGCAACAACUUCUCCAAGGCCAUGAACCGUUUCCAGCGCGAAGACCCGACCUUCCGUGUUCACGUUGACCCUGAGUCCCAGCAAACCAUCAUCUCCGGUAUGGGUGAGCUGCAUCUGGACAUCUACGUGGAGCGUAUGCGUCGUGAGUACAAGGUGGAUUGUGUCACUGGUCCACCGCAGGUCGCUUUCCGUGAGACGAUCACUGAGAAGGUCAAGUUUGACCACACUCUCAAGAGGCAGACCGGUGGUGCUGGUGAUUUCGCCAGAGUCGUUGGUUACAUGGAGCCCUCCGGUUCUUUCGAGGUAAACAAGUUUGAAGAGCACAUUUUCGGUGGUACCAUCAACGAAAAAUUCCUCUUCGCUUGUGAGAAGGGUUUCAAUGACUCUUGCAUUAAGGGUCCCCUUCUUGGCCACAGGGUUCUGGGAACUAGCAUGCAUCUGAUGGACGGUGCUACCCACAUGACUGAUUCCUCCGAACACGCCUUCCGUCAAGCCACGCAGCAAGCUUUCCGCAAGACCUUCAUUCAGGGCAAGCCGCAGGUCCUCGAGCCCGUCAUGAAGACUACUAUCACUGCUCCAAAUGAGUUCCAGGGCAACAUUGUUGGCUUGCUGAACAAGCGCAACUCUACCAUCAACGACACGGAAAUUGGCCUUGAGGACUUCACUCUCUACGCCGACUGCAGCCUGCAAAGCAUGUUCGGAUUCUCGUCUCAACUGAGAGCUGCCACCCAGGGCAAGGGUGAGUUCAGCAUGGAAUUCAGCCACUAUGCUCCAGCGCCCAUGCAGCUGCAGAAGGAGCUCAUUGCGAAGUACGAGAAGGCCCAAGCCGACAAGAAUAAGAAAUAAAGCACUCGCAUCCUUCUGCUGAGUUAAUUUGCUUGUAUGCGAAAAUGGUUUACUGGUUGAGCGGGACAGCAUAUGUACGCAGGUUCGAUGCAUAUAGAUGGAGCUGGAUGGGACUUGGAAAUUAAGGUUAGGAUCACUGUACGAUAUGCAUCUACGGGUAUAAAAGGAAGAAUGAUACGCCAAAACUCGACUCUUAUCACCUUUAAUUUUGUACCAUUUGCCAUCGUCUAAUUUUUUUUAUGUGCUUGCUCUACGCCGUUGCGGCCGCGGCAUCAAAGGCUCGCAGCACUGCCAACGCCACUGGGGCAAACGUGACGAUACGAUUGUGACCUCCGUAGGCCAAAAGAUCCAAGAUAACCUGG